Messenger RNA from Schistocerca americana (American grasshopper), 771 nucleotides. RefSeq names its product trypsin-7-like. The record is from RefSeq and is a predicted model, not a curated record. The transcript has 2 exons. Bases 1 to 771 code for a protein of 256 amino acids. NCBI's taxonomy places the organism in Eukaryota, Metazoa, Arthropoda, Insecta, Orthoptera, Acrididae. Gene Ontology annotation, molecular function: serine-type endopeptidase activity. Gene Ontology annotation, biological process: proteolysis.
AUGUCCAAGUCCGCCGCCGUCCUCUGCCUGCUGGUCGCUGCCUGCAGCGCCGCGCCCUCCACGAGACACAGUAGGCUCAGACCCAUCCUCGACAGCCGCAUCGUGGGCGGUGAGCCGGUCGAUAUCUCGCAGUUCCCCUGGCAGAUCUCACUGCAGGUUUACGAAUCCCAUCAAUGCGGUGGCUCCAUCAUCAGCUCCACGUGGGUCCUGACGGCAGCGCACUGCCUCGACCGUUUAAGCGCAAACAUGCUGUCCGUGCGAGUUGGUACCUCGACUAGUGGAAGCGGCGGCUCCGUCUAUGACGUUGCCAACAUGAUUGCACACCGCAAUCACUGGCCCGCCACACAAGACUACGACUUUGCAGUCCUUGAGCUUUCCGUAUCAAUCUCGUUUGAAAGCAACGUCCAGGCGGUCAGCCUCGGCAACUCGGAGCUCGCUGCAGGCACAGCAGUGACCAUUACGGGUUGGGGCGACCUCUCCUAUGAGGGAAACUCCACGGAACAGCUACAGGCGGUCACCACGCACAUCGUUGUGCGGAGUGAGUGUAACGAGUCGUACGGCGGGAGGAUCACGGAGCGCAUGAUCUGCGCCGGCGAAAAGGAGGGCGGCAAGGACUCGUGCCAGGGCGACAGCGGCGGACCCCUGGUGGUGGGAACCACACAGUAUGGAGUUGUCUCUUGGGGCACAGGAUGCGCAUACCCCGGCUACCCAGGUGUCUACUCUAAUGUGCCUGCCGUGCGCUCCUGGAUAACUGAAACAACCGGCGUGUAG